Messenger RNA from Eptesicus fuscus (big brown bat), 2990 nucleotides. It is a transcript of the gene SYVN1, whose product is annotated as synoviolin 1. Lineage: Eukaryota; Metazoa; Chordata; Mammalia; Chiroptera; Vespertilionidae. The record is from RefSeq and is a predicted model, not a curated record. Gene Ontology annotation, cellular component: cytoplasm. The coding region runs from base 96 to 1931 and encodes 611 amino acids. The transcript has 16 exons.
AGGGGGUGGAGGAGUGUUGUUAACCGGGACGCCUCCGCAGUCGCGGGGUUUGAGCGGGCUCGCGGCGGUGGGCUCCUGGUGUCCAGGCCAGGGCAAUGUUCCGCACCGCAGUGAUGAUGGCGGCCAGCCUGGCGCUGACCGGAGCAGUGGUGGCUCAUGCCUACUACCUCAAGCACCAGUUCUACCCCACGGUGGUGUACUUGACCAAGUCCAGCCCCAGCAUGGCAGUCCUGUACAUCCAGGCCUUCGUUCUUGUCUUCCUUUUGGGCAAGGUGAUGGGCAAGGUGUUCUUCGGACAGCUGAGGGCAGCAGAGAUGGAGCACCUUCUGGAACGUUCCUGGUAUGCGGUCACGGAGACUUGUCUGGCCUUCACUGUCUUUCGGGAUGACUUCAGCCCCCGCUUUGUUGCGCUCUUCACUCUCCUUCUCUUCCUCAAGUGUUUUCACUGGCUGGCUGAGGACCGUGUGGAUUUUAUGGAACGCAGCCCCAAUAUCUCCUGGCUCUUUCACUGCCGCAUUGUCUCCCUUAUGUUCCUCCUGGGUAUCCUGGACUUCCUCUUCGUCAGCCAUGCCUAUCACAGCAUCCUGACCCGUGGGGCCUCUGUGCAGCUGGUGUUUGGCUUUGAGUACGCCAUCCUGAUGACUAUGGUGCUCACCAUCUUCAUCAAAUACGUGCUGCACUCCGUGGACCUUCAGAGCGAAAACCCCUGGGACAAUAAGGCCGUGUACAUGCUCUACACAGAGCUGUUUACAGGCUUCAUCAAGGUUCUGCUCUAUCUGGCCUUCAUGACCAUCAUGAUCAAGGUGCAUACCUUCCCUCUGUUUGCCAUCCGGCCUAUGUACCUGGCCAUGAGGCAAUUCAAGAAAGCUGUGACAGACGCCAUCAUGUCUCGCCGAGCUAUCCGCAACAUGAACACACUGUACCCAGAUGCCACCCCAGAGGAACUCCAGGCAAUGGACAAUGUAUGCAUCAUCUGUCGAGAAGAGAUGGUGACUGGUGCCAAGAAACUGCCCUGCAACCACAUUUUCCAUACCAGCUGCCUGCGCUCCUGGUUCCAGCGGCAGCAGACCUGCCCUACUUGCCGUAUGGAUGUCCUUCGUGCAUCGCUGCCAACCCAGUCACCACCACCCCCUGAACCUGCGGAUCAGGGACCACCACCUGCCCCCCAUCCCCCACCACUCCUGCCCCAGCCCCCCAACUUCCCCCAGGGCCUCCUGCCUCCCUUUCCACCAGGCAUGUUCCCGCUGUGGCCCCCCAUGGGCCCCUUUCCACCCGUCCCACCUCCCCCCAGCUCGGGAGAGGCUGCGGCCCCUCCGUCCACCAGCGCAGCAGCCCUUUCUCGGCCCAGUGGAGCAGCCACAACCACAGCUGCUUCUGCUGCCUCUGUCCCGGCACCUGGCUCUGCCCCCACCUCCGAGGCUGCUCCCACCCCGGGCUUCCCCUUCCCCCCUCCCUGGAUGGGUAUGCCGCUGCCGCCACCCUUUGCCUUCCCCCCAAUGCCUGUGCCCCCUGCCGGCUUUGCUGGGCUGACCCCAGAGGAGCUGCGGGCUCUGGAAGGCCACGAGCGGCAGCACCUGGAGGCUCGGCUGCAGAGCCUGCGCAACAUCCACACGCUGCUAGAUGCUGCCAUGCUGCAGAUCAACCAGUACCUCACUGUUCUCGCCUCCUUGGGGCCCCCCCGGCCUGCCACCUCAGUCAACCCCACUGAGGAGGCUGCCCCUACAGUUGCUGCUGCUGCCUCCUCCACCAGCAUCCCCAGCUCUGAAGCCACCACCCCAUCCCCAGGAGCUUCCCCACCCGCCCCAGAACCUGAAAAGCCUCCAGCUCCUGAGUCAGUGGGCACCGAGGAGCUGCCUGAGGAUGGGGAGCCCGAUGCAGCAGAGCUCCGCCGCCGCCGCCUGCAGAAGUUGGAGUCCCCCGUUGCCCAUUGACACUGCUCCAGGCCUGGCCCCUGCUCCCUCUCGAGCAGCCCUUGCUGGAACAUGUCCUGCCACCAAGUGCCAGCUCCUCUCUGUACCAGGGAGCAGUAACCCCCACAUCUGAGACAAAGGAGGUGGCAUCCCCUAGGCCAAGUGGAAAGAGGCCUAAGGCCCCAGUUGACUCCAGCCCUUACAGUCCUUGGGCAGCCAAGGGGAUCCUGAGUCAGUUCCAGCCUUCUCCAGCCCUGCAGCCCUGUGUUCUGCUGGGGCCUUGAAGGCAGAACAGCACAGCCUCUGAGAAGCCCUCUGAGCCCCACUUGCGUGUGUGGAGUCACACUGCAGUGCCGAACAGUAUUAGCUCCCAUUCCUAAGUGAGGACUCACGGGUCUGGGGGCAGGCCAGGAACUUGCUCCCUGGCCCACCAAGACUGGUACCGGUGUCCAUUUUUUACCCUAAACUCCCUGGAAGCCCUUCCUGGUGGUGGCUGUGUCCCUUAUGCCCUGUGACAUUUCCAUGUCUUACUGGCAACCACACAACUCAGGGAAAGGAGUGCCUGGGGGCAGAGAAGCAGGAGGGCAGCACCGAGGGACACUGCCUACAAGGCCCCUCUCCCUGUAGCUUGUCUAAAGCGAGACUGUCCCUGCUCUGACCCAGCAGCCACUGCCCAGCCUCACUCCAGGCUGAGGGCUUGUGUCUGCUCCGGAACCACUGCAAGCCCCAGAAUCUUCGGAAGGCCACUUCUCAACUUACAGAACUUGUCUGAAGUUUAAAGAAUUGGAGUGACUUCCUUGUAUUUUCUUGGGCUUAAAAUUUGUCUUUGGAUUUGAAUGCUUGACCCCAGGGAAGAGGAGCAGGAGUGCCAGGCUCCUGGUCUUUCCAGUUCAGAAAAGGCUCUGGGCAGGCAGGGAACGGGAGCCACGGCCUGCCUGUCCCUGUCUUUUCCCCCUUGGUUUUGUGUUAAGUGAGUUGCUGGAGAGUUUCAGAUGAUUAUUUAAUUUGUAAAUAUUGUACAAAUUUUAAUAGCUUGAAUUGUAUAUACAGCCAAAUAAAAGCUUGCAUUAACAAUUGGUA